UCUCAGUAAUAAUAGCUGCCCAUCUUAAAGUUGCUCAAUUUCAUGAGCCUGAGUUAGAGUUGCCGUUUAGCCAUAAUUAUAUAGACUAGAUUCUACAUGCUAAAAUCGACGUGCACCGUAUGACAUUGUAUGAAAUAUAUGGAUAAUGCCCAGGUCCACUCACAGGCUAACUAACUGUCAAUGGCCACUCAAGCAACCCCCGACUGUUCUCCAGAGUAUCUGUCCUUCCAAGAGAACUUUGAAGCAUUGGUGUCCACAUUCAAAGCUCAACCUGCUGCAUACGCUGAUAGCCUCUUCUCCAAUGGCUACAUACCAGAUAAAGUUCUCAAGUAUUCUAGACUGAAUGGAGUUAUGGACUCUGAUAAAUCUCGAAAGAUUUUAGAAACCAUCACCCAUCGAAUUGAGAACAAUCCCAGUGUAUUCCAUGGCUUUAUCGAGACCAUCGCUGGCCCUUCUACUGACGAUGUUGUCAAGAAACUACACGAUAGUUACAAGCGUCACAAGACUGCGACCAGCCGUGUUGAACAGCCACAACUCUCUCCACCCCGACACCAGCAACUUCCACCAGAGGCUCCACUCCCAGUGACAGAGUCUCUGACGGGAAACUUCAAUCUCAUUUGGAGUGGCCUAAUAAUUAUGCUGUUGUAAGACUCACACUCUAUGGACAGGCCACGCCCAUCUAAUACUAACCUUGAAACGAUGUCUGACUAUCUCACAUUAGCAGAUCUAAAGAAAGUUUACAUAGCUACGUUUGAAGCUCGAAACAAGUGGCGAACCAUUUUGCUGGUUCUUGACGUAUCCUCGGAUACUAUCGACAGCAUAGGUACGAAAUGGCGAGAUGAUCCUAAUGACUGCUUUCGUGAGGGUUUGAAAGAAUGGCUGAAAGGUGGGGAGAGAAGCUGGGAAGAUGUUGUCAAAGCUUUGUCCAAUCCUGUUGUCGGCCUCAGUUACAUUGCCAAGACCAUCAAGAAAGAGUCUACUGUUGACCAGAUCAAUGACGAUUUGACGAUUUUCCUAAACGAACAACUCGGUGAAGGUGCCUUUGGACCAGUCUUCAAAGGCAGCUACAGAGGCGAGAUUUGUGCAGUCAAAGUGCUGACUCACGAUGCUAUGGAAAUACAGUCUGGUAUUCCAGCCGAAAAAACUAAAGCGAUGGAUGAUCAAAGCGAAUUUCUCAAGUUACUCCAACACCCAAACCUUGUUCAGUUUUUGUCAACUGCUAAGCACCCUAAAUCAGGUGAUACAAUCCUCGUUGUUGAGCUGAUGGAUUGCAAUUUGAGAUCCUAUAUCCUCAGCCUUAAUAGAGUCCCUCACUAGCGAAUGUGAAAUUAGCCUCUCCAAAGACGUCGCUUGUGGUCUGGCCUACAUUCACAGCGAGCUGAUGAUUCACCGUAACCUCUGUGGUGAUAACGUCUUGCUGAAGCUUACACGACCAAUGCCUAUUGCAAAGAUUUCCGACUUAGGCAUUUCACGGCUGUACAAUCCUUCCAAACUUACAGCCAUUGGUAACCAUAUGGGGUAUCUACCUCUCAAGGCUAUUCAAUUGGGGAUGUACAAUAGUAGCCUGGAUGUGUUUUCCCUUGGGGCGAUUAUGGUGCAGAUUGUUUGCAAGCUGGAGACAAUCAAAUCAAUGGAGGAUCGAUCAUUCCAUUUUGCCCAGAUCCCUCACACACAUAAGUUGAAGAAGCUUAUCGACCAUUGUUUGCAAGAAGACUUGCCGAGGAUACCAUCUGCCAGGGUAGUCUAUGAUUUACUGACAGUGGAGGCAACAAAGAGGGAGUCAAAAGACACUCCACCAGUCAAUUUGACUGAGGAAGACUCUGAUGCAUUAGAAAAGCUGCUCCUAGACAACAACAUCAAAGGAUUUUCUUUGACUGGUGAAAAGACUUACGAGACAGUUGUACACCACCUUCGUGAGCUUGGACACGAGGAACUAGCUGAAAAACUAAGAAUAAACCUCGACAAAGUGAUUGGCGAGCAAAAGCGAUAUCUGAAGAAAUUGGACGAUCUGAUGACUGACGAAGAAGCUGUCUCUAUGCAAAAUCUCGGGCUCCUUCUUGUUGGACCACCAUCCGUGGGGAAAACAACAACCCUUAACCGUUUGCGGAAAAAUAUCGUAAACAUCACUUCCAAUGAAGAAAAAGCAAAGCUCGGCAGUACACUGCUCGCCAAUUGCCAUCAAGUGGUUGCCUAUAUGAACAAGGAUGCUACUGAAUGGGUUUGUUCUGAAGACGUGAACGAGGAAGUACAAGUUCUCUUUAGCUAUAUGUACGGCAACAAGAUCGAAAAUGUACCGAGCAAAGAAAAAACGACAAGGAUUGAAAAGCCAACCAAAAAGUCAUCCGAAACUCUAAAAAAAGUUCAACUUUCUACUGAAAGGCAGCAACCAAAGCCUCAGGAAGAAGAAACACGCACUGAAAAGCAAGAAAACACCGAUAAACAGAAUAAGCUGGUCCAAAUCAGGGAACGCCUGCAAAAGCUGAUAAAAACCGGAAACUACUCCCAAAUGGCCAGUCGUCUUGGCAGCACCUUGUUACACAUCAAGGAUGUCGGAGGCCAGCCAGGCUUCUUGGAAAUGCUACCAGCCGUGAGCAAUGGUCCAGCUUUGUAUCUAGUGUUUUUGGAUUUGAGCAAAGAGUUGGACGAGCCCUACGAUAUUCCCUUCAGUCGAGACAACACCAUUAUCACCCCAUACAAAGCUGCGCACACAGUGGAAGCCACAGUCUCUCAAAUCCUUUCUUCAAUUGCCUGUGUCCAUCACGUCCCUCGAGAGGAUGAUUUGGUCAAAACCUCCAAAUUAGGUGAAAAGUUUGAAAAGUUCCAACAGAUUCGUCCUAUAGCAGCUUUGAUCGGUACUCACGUGGACAAGUUGGAAAAUCCAAAAGAAAAAAUCAAGCAGGUCUUGCUCUGAAAGCGACCACUCAAAAGUUUGCCAAGAUCCUGGUAUUACCUCCGUCAGAUUCUGAAUCUUCAUUUUUUGCCGUGGACAACUUUGCUGGAACCGAACAGUCUGACAUCGCCCCAAUUCGCGAUUUCAUGAGCAAGGUUUUUGCCUCUCACUUCAAGGAUGCAUCUCUGCCCAUCAAACCAAAAUGGCUCCUACUGGGCACACUACUGCGGAUGGAUUACUCAAUCGUGCAUGUCGAUGGAAGACUGUCUGGAAAUUGGGAGAAUGUUGGAGAUGGAUGAAGAAGAUACCAAAUUCUGCUUGAGGUAUCUUCACAGUAUUGGCUCGCUCAUGCAUUACACAAAUGUGCCGGAUGACUGGCUCAAGAAUCACAUGUUCUGCACCCCUGAAGUAAUUUUCACUAGCAUCAGCCAACUGAUCAUUGCCGCUUUACGCAUCCUCCAUUCCGAAGGCCACGUCACUGAGUUUGAGCGAGAAGAGUUGAUCAAAAUGGGGCAGUUUUCACUGGAAGCCAUCAUCAAGUACGUCCCGAUGUUACAAAGAUGCUCAAGGAAGGAGAAAUUAUCCCAGCCAAGCAGCUCAUUGUACUGCUGCAAUAUCUCAACCUUCUCUCUGAAAUUGUUCACAAAGAUACCAACAAUCCAAACGUCACUCGAUUCACCUACCUCAUGCCGGCUAUUUUGGAGUGUGCACCACAAGACGAGCUGACCAACCCACCUCCACCAGAUGCCAACAACCCAGAACCUCUCCACAUCACAUUCAGCUUUGGUUACGUACCAACAGGAGUCUUCUGUGGGCUCAUCACUCGACUAGUUUCCCAAGGACCCCAUGGAAUUCUCGGAUUAACGUGGGAAUUGGUGGAUCAAGGUGUCAAACGAAACCACGUUUCCUUUUAUGUUGACUAUGUACACAAGGUGACACUGCUCUCUCACGACAGAAGCUACGAGAUACGAGUUGAACGCAAUGCAGAACAACUUGAUUUCUCUCUUCACGAUCUUUGCUCCCACACUUUGUCAGCAAUCCUGUAUAUGGUUAAGAUUCUGUUCCCAAAGUUGAACCUCAGUGUUGCAUUCCAAUGCUCCUGUUCUAAACAUGCAACAAGCAAGAGUCUCAACAACCUUUGCACCCUUGUUCAAGGCCGACAGAUCCACUUCUUGUGUGGUAGAAGUCCCGUCACCCUCAGUGAAGGACAACAAGUGUGGUUGAUGAAGAACGUGUGUCUAGGAAGCAGCACGGAACUAUAGAGGUACUAAACUUUGCUGAGGAUGGGUUCUCUUUCCACUGGACCAAAGAGUGCUCCAGACGUCAUAUCAAAACAACUGAUGAUCGGCCCAACAAUGAGCUUCCCGAGUGUGAGAGAGGAGGAUUUUGGUCACUACCAGUGUGAGGUGAAGGAUGCAGCUGCUGGGAAAGUGCUCCUCACUGUCUACAGAGCUCUCUACAAAAAGGAGAAUGGUAGUGCAGCAACUCAACUAUCUACUGAUGGAGUUCCCCAGGCAACCAUUGAGUCAGCGACUGCAGCUCAGUUGAGCCAGGAGUGCUCGGAUGAAGCUCUUCUCCAGUUGUCUACCGAGAUUGCUGGAUACAACGAUUACAAGUACAGGCUGGGCCUCAGUGAUGCUGAGAUUGAGGGUAUCGAUCAGAAUCCGACAUUUUCAAGUGUUUCAGGGAAAUGUUAUGCUGCUCUAAAUAAAUGGAAAUGCUUAAGCGUUUUUGAAAAUCCUUUUCAUGUGACAGCCACUUAUUGUCGAUUGGUGGGCAUUGCAAAGCAGCUCAAGGACGGAACAGCAAUUCGUAACAUCCACACAGCUUGUGUGAAACAUGUAAGUCUUCCCGGCAGUAGCCCCACCCCCUCUACCACUCCCUCCACCCGGGCACCACUAACAAACUACAAACAAUCAGAACACUAUUAAUAACGUUCUGAUAUCGUAUAAUUAUUAUUUCUGCAUUUUGUAUUAUGCUCUAUAAUCAUUAUGAAUCAUGGCAUUAAAAUCAUGUUCUGCUAUAUAGGGUGCAAACUUAAUUGAAAUGUGUAAUU
Molecule: messenger RNA, 4946 nt
Organism: Halichondria panicea
Lineage: Eukaryota; Metazoa; Porifera; Demospongiae; Suberitida; Halichondriidae
Exons: 11
Coding region: 1382-2911 (509 amino acids)
Biological process (GO): protein phosphorylation
Molecular function (GO): ATP binding; protein serine/threonine kinase activity
Source: RefSeq, a predicted model, not a curated record